AUGAAAAUGACAUCAUUAUUAAUUGUAGCAUUAUAGAUCUAUACUUCAUUAGCAGUACUUGGAUUUGAUUUGCAUGCAAAGCAUGAUGAUUUCUCUUGCUUCAAAAAAAAUGGAUAUUAAUUUGCUAUUACCAGAGCUUACAGAAGUUUUGGAGCAGUGGAUCUUGAUGGAUAUUAAAAUUUAUAAAAAGCUAAAGCAGCAGGAUUAAUAGGUGAUGUAUAUUUCUUUCCUUGUAAAGGAAGUAAUAAUAUUGAUAUUAUAUUAACCUUUUAGAAAAAACAGUAAAGUCUUAAGUAUCAGAAUUUGUACAAACAUUUGGCAAUAAGUAAACUUAAGAAUAUGGAACUGUAUGGGUAGAUGUCGAAACAAAUCCUAGCACUGGUUGUGAAUGGACAAAUGAUUAUGCAAGCAAUUGCAAUUUCUUAUAAGAACUUGUAAAUGAAUUAAAAGGAAACAGUUAAUCUGUAGGAAUAUAUGCUUCAUAAUAUAUGUGGACAUCCAUUUUUGGAAGUGCAUCAGCAUGUUCUCACUUUGCUUCUCUUCCAUUAUGGUAUCCUCAUUAUGAUUAAACACCAACUUUUGAUGACUUUCCUAAAUAUAAAUUUGGUGGUUGGACAACUCCCAGCAUCAAAUAAUAUUCAGGUACGGCUACUGUUUGUGGUGUGGCUGUUGAUUUAAAUUAUUAUAAGUGA
Messenger RNA from Paramecium primaurelia, 692 nucleotides. NCBI's taxonomy places the organism in Eukaryota, Ciliophora, Oligohymenophorea, Peniculida, Parameciidae. The record is from the annotation of a GenBank genome assembly.